Molecule: messenger RNA, 897 nt
Organism: Panonychus citri (citrus red mite)
Lineage: Eukaryota; Metazoa; Arthropoda; Arachnida; Trombidiformes; Tetranychidae
Product: superoxide dismutase [Cu-Zn]-like
Exons: 5
Coding region: 138-680 (180 amino acids)
Biological process (GO): removal of superoxide radicals
Molecular function (GO): superoxide dismutase activity; copper ion binding
Source: RefSeq, a predicted model, not a curated record
AAGAUAAAAACAAUUUAAUUUGUUGACAAACAAGUUAAAAACCAGUUCUUAUAAUUAACUUUUACCUUGCUUGAUGAAAGUUAAUUCAUUUACUAAUCAUCAACUGUUAAUUACACAACCAAUUCAAUUUUAAAGUGAUGAAAUUUUUACCAAAAAUGAAUUCAUUGUUUAUCAUUUCAAUUGUUAUCUCUUCUUUAUCAUGUUUAAUUGUCUCUGGAUACAAAAUAAAAGCAGUUUGUAACCUUAGAGGUCAAAAUGUACAAGGAACUGUAAAUUUGGAGCAAGAGGUUGGAUAUCAUACUAAGAUCCAAGGUGAAAUUUCCGGACUGUCACCAGGAUCUCAUGGUUUCCAUAUUCAUGAAUUUGGUGAUAUAUCAACUUUGAAUUGCUCAUCAGCGGGGCCACAUUAUAAUCCAAGAAAUAAUGACCAUGGCUCUCCAAGUGAUAACAAUCGACAUGUCGGUGAUUUAGGAAACAUUGAAGCCGAUCAAUCGGGAAAAGCAACAUUUGAUUUCGAUGAUUCAGUGAUUAUGCUCAGUGAUUCAAAUUCAGUUAUUGGAAGAUCAAUUGUCGUUCAUGCUGAUCCUGAUGAUCUUGGUAGGGGAGGUCAUGAAUCGAGUAAAACCACAGGAAAUGCUGGUGGACGAUUAGCUUGUUGUGUGAUUGAAAUUGCUAAAUAAGUUCAUCAAUUAAUCGAGUAAUUAACUGUUUCGAUUAUCACAAUUACCUUUUUAAUUUUAAUUUUAACUACAUUUGUAUAACAAUUACGAAAAUUGCAUUUCAAUUACGAUUCAACCCAAUAAUUAAUAAGGAAAUAACAACAAUUACCAAUGUUUUCUUCAUGCAUUAACUAUAAUCAUUAACGAUUAACUAUUAAUAAAAUAAAAUAAAUUGUUA